AUAUAAAUACCACCCUUUAAUUUGUCACAGUGAAUUUUUCUCGUUUUCUCUGUCCUUUUCGGAUCUUUCUUGGUGUCAGAGAAAAUGAAGUGACGCGGUCUACUGACUGAGAAACAAGAUAUAUAUAUGGAUACGUUGAGCAAAUAUUUAGAGCACAUAACUUCAACCCUCUAUACCUGCAUAUUGUUAUGGAAAGCCAAGCAACCGUUCCCCUUAGAAAACACCCCAAAACGACACCGUACAGGCAAAAGCCAAGCAGGACUUAAAACCCUAGUUCACUCAGAAGAGAAAGCACGCCCGAGAGUUGUACAUCGCUGCACAAUGGAGGAGGAAACCACGGAAUCAGAACCAUCACCGCCACCGCUAUCAUGGCUACGGUCACCGUCCUCGCCGGCGUUCCAAACCACCAUGCUGGGUGACGUGAUCGGAACGGAGAGCGGGGACUGCAUGAUAACCGACGUGGAGGAAUUGAGAACGGAAUCUGAGCCUCGGAAGACGAUAAUAAAGCGCAGAGAGAGGGGAAGGAAGAGGGAGUUUCCGCCACCGAUAACGCUGCUGAGAGAAACGGGAGAAAUGCCUUGGAGUUUGGAAAGGGAAUAUAGCGGCGACGGAAGGUUAAUCAUAACGGCAGUGCCGGAGACAGUAGUGAAGCGUGGUCACGAGUAUUGCAGCAUUAUGGAAGCUCGUCGAGAAGACGGGAGACUCACGAUGAGAUUCGUCCCAGAAGAAGACGGUGAUUACUGCGAAGAAUGUGGUUACGCCAUCGAUGAUGAAGAAGAUCUGGAAUUUAACCAAGGAUUUGACAGUGUUGAUGAUGAGGAUGAGUGUGGUUUUGAGUUUGAGGAAGAGUCGGCGAAGGAAGCUUCGAACGAGAGUGAGCGAUGUGGGAAAUUAGAUUUACGUGAGUGCGUUACAUAUGAUGGGCCUGGGCUUGGGCCUGUGGAGAUGCUUCAGCUUCCCCAUUCGGAUUCGGACCCUUUCUUGAAAGGUACUGGAUUUGGAGAUCUUAAUACCUGUUUGGGCCGGCCUGCUUCUGCACCUCUAAGGCCCAUGACUCCUGUCAUGUGAUUCUCAACUAUCCUGCCUACAACAAACACCCACUUGUGGACAAAAAGGUAAAAACAUGAAAAGGAAACUCGAACAGGGGUGGGCGAAGCCCAUGGAUGGUAGUUAGGUAGCAGUGUUUUGGUUCUCAACAUUUAUGUUCUACAUUUGUUAAGAAAUUAUGUGGAGAUACAAAUCCAUCGUUUGACGUUGGUCAAGAAAUGAGGGAGACUUUUUUGGUUGACCGGAU
This is a messenger RNA of Glycine soja, 1294 nucleotides long. RefSeq lists its product as uncharacterized. NCBI's taxonomy places the organism in Eukaryota, Viridiplantae, Streptophyta, Magnoliopsida, Fabales, Fabaceae. The record is from RefSeq and is a predicted model, not a curated record. The coding region runs from base 127 to 1068 and encodes 313 amino acids. The transcript is spliced from 2 exons.